Molecule: messenger RNA, 1573 nt
Organism: Ilyonectria robusta
Lineage: Eukaryota; Fungi; Ascomycota; Sordariomycetes; Hypocreales; Nectriaceae
Product: Deoxyhypusine synthase
Exons: 3
Coding region: 238-1299 (353 amino acids)
Biological process (GO): peptidyl-hypusine biosynthetic process
Cellular component (GO): cytoplasm
Molecular function (GO): deoxyhypusine synthase activity
Source: RefSeq, a predicted model, not a curated record
AAGAGUCAGCGGGUUGCGGAAAAAAAUAUACCAACGGAAACAAGAGACCGACCUCCAAAAAGUGGCCCGUGUCUGAGACCAGUGCAUGAGAUAACUCAACCCAAGUAAUAUAUACACUCCAUACAUUACUGGGUCUGACUUGACGACUAUUACAGCGCUGUUCUCGAUCAUUGUUAAUUUUUUUUCUCGUCACUCUCGCCUGUAAAUUCGAGUCACUCAACCUGCCAACCCGCCACCAUGGACCCCUCCAAUGCGCCCCCCGCCGCGGCCUCCGCCGCCGUCCUCGUCCAGUCCGAGGAGAUGCCCAAGGAUGCCCAGAAGGUGGAGGAGCUGGACUUCAACAAAAUCAAGGGCCCUGUCACAGCCAAGGACCUGCUGGAGGGCAUGCGCCACAUGGGUUUUCAGGCCUCGUCCAUGUGCGAGGCCGUGAGGAUCAUCAAUGACAUGCGUGCCUGGAGAGACCCAGAGACGGGUGACAAGACAACCAUCUUCCUAGGAUACACAUCCAACCUCAUCUCAUCCGGCCUGCGCGGCGUCUUCCGCUGGCUCGUCGAGCACAACCACGUCUCGGCCAUCGUGACAACCGCCGGCGGCGUCGAGGAGGACUUCAUCAAGUGUCUCGGGGACACCUACAUCGGCGCGUUCAGCACGCCCGGUGCCGACCUCCGCCGCAAGGGCCUCAACCGCAUCGGCAACCUGGUCGUCCCCAACGCCAACUACUGCGCCUUUGAGGACUGGGUCGUUCCCAUCCUCGACAAAAUGCUCGAGGAGCAGGAGGCCAGCAAGGGUACCGAUGAGGAGAUCAACUGGACGCCCUCCAAGGUCAUCCAUCGCCUCGGCAAAGAGAUCAACGACGAGCGUUCUGUCUACUACUGGGCCUAUAAGAACAACAUCCCAGUUUUCUGCCCGGCCAUCACUGACGGCAGCCUGGGCGACAUGUUGUAUUUCCACACUUUCAAGUCGUCCCCCCUGCAACUCAAGAUCGACCUCGUCGAGGAUAUCCGCCGCAUCAACACCAUGUCCGUCCGGGCCAAGAGGGCUGGCAUGAUUAUCCUGGGUGGCGGGCUCGUCAAGCACCACAUUGCCAACGCAUGUCUGAUGCGCAAUGGUGCGGAGUCAGCCGUCUACAUCAACACCGCCCAAGAAUUCGAUGGCAGUGACGCCGGCGCAAGGCCAGACGAGGCCGUUUCCUGGGGAAAGAUCAAGAUUGGCGCUGACAGCGUUAAGGUUUACCUCGAGGCCACGGCCUGUUUCCCUUUCAUUGUGGCAAACACUUUCGCAAAGGAUAUCCCACAAUAAAAAUAAAUCAAACUAGACUUGCUAAAUGAAUAGACGUUAAGGAAAAAAGAAAUCCGCAAAGGGCGGACGGUGAAAAGUAGGAGUCGCCAACCGAUGAAAAGAAAUAAAAACGAUAAACAAGCCAACUCUACUACUUCUUAACCAGACGGCAGAGGCGAUGCUAACAAACAGUGGUGACGUCUUCCUCCCAAACCGGCAUGCCAAGGUGCGCAAGGUAACCCUCAUGCUACCUAGCCUAUGCUUCGCAUGGUUCGUCAACACAGUCCACUCGCUG